Molecule: messenger RNA, 2901 nt
Organism: Anoplopoma fimbria (sablefish)
Lineage: Eukaryota; Metazoa; Chordata; Actinopteri; Perciformes; Anoplopomatidae
Product: MAM domain-containing glycosylphosphatidylinositol anchor protein 2-like
Exons: 18
Coding region: 1-2901 (966 amino acids)
Biological process (GO): cell-cell adhesion
Cellular component (GO): cell-cell junction; membrane
Molecular function (GO): cell adhesion molecule binding
Source: RefSeq, a predicted model, not a curated record
AUGGAUCUAAUUAUCUGCGUUUUGGGGCUGCUGGCGCUGGUCGUGGAGGGCAUCCUUUGCCAAGGAGUGUACGCACCUCCGACCGUACGCAUCAUCCACUCAGGGCAUGCCUGUAACGUGGAGGAGGAGAGGCACACGGAGAGAGUCUACACCAUCAGAGAGAGAGAGACCCUGGAGCUCACCUGUCUGGUGACGGGGCAUCCGAGACCACAGAUCCGAUGGACCAAGACAGCAGGCAGCGUGUCGGACCGCUUCCAGGACUCCAGUGUGUUCAACGAGACGUUGCACAUCGCAAAGAUCCAGAGGACCCAGGGAGGUCGCUACUACUGUAAGGCUGAGAACGGCCUCGGAUCCCCGGCCAUCAAGUCCAUCAGGGUGGAUGUCUACUACCUUGAUGACCCGGUGGUGACGGUGCACCAGAGUAUAGGAGAAGCUAAGGAGCAGUUCUACUACGAGAGGACGGUGUUUCUACGCUGCGUGGCCAAUUCCAACCCGCCCGUCCGCUACAGCUGGCACCGUGGGAGGGAGGUCCUGACGCAGGGCUCGGACAAGGGAGUGGAGAUCUACGAGCCGUUUUUCACUCAGCUGCAGGGGGAAACGAAGAUUUUGAAGCUGAAGAACCUGCGACCUCAGGACUACGCCAACUACAGCUGCGUCGCCUCCGUCAGAAAUGUGUGUGGGAUCCCCGACCGCAGUGUGAUCUUCAGACUCACCAAUAAGACAGCCUCGCCGUCCAUCAAGCUGCUGGUGGAGGAUCCCAUCGUGGUUAAUCCUGGCCAGACGGUGUCCUUGGUGUGCAUCACCACAGGUGGAGAGCCGCCCCCCAUUCUCACCUGGAUCAGCAGUAAUGACAGCCUGCCGCAAAGGAGCGUGGUGAAGGGGGGCACGCUCACUCUCCCAGCCAUCUCCUCAGACGAGGCGGGGGUCUACAGCUGCGUGGCCAGCAACAACGUGGGAAACCCGGCCAAGAAGUCCACCACCAUUGUGGUGCGAGCUCUGAAAAAGGGUCGAUUCUGGAUCACUCCGGACCCCUACCACAAUGACGACAACAUCCAGAUCGGACGUGAAGUCAAGAUAUCUUGUCAGGUGGAGGCGACCCCACCAGAGGAGCUGACUUUCAGCUGGCUGAAAAAUGGCCGAGCCCUGCGGAGCUCAGAGCGGAUGGUCAUCACCCAGACGGACCCCGACAUCUCCCCCGGGACCACCAACCUGGACAUCAUAGACCUCAAGUUCACCGACUUCGGCACCUACACCUGCGUGGCGGCGCUGAAGGGUGGGGGCAUCCCUGAGAUCAGCAUCGACGUCAACAUCUCGUCCACAACUGUCCCUCCUCUGUUUUUCUCUUUCUUAGUUCCCCCAAACCUGACAGUCCCCCGGGGCAAGUCCCCUCUGGUGGCCCGCGAGGGUGACACAGUGGAGCUGGAGUGCCUUGUUUCAGGGAAGCCCAAGCCCAUCAUCCUGUGGUCGCGGGCCGAUAAAGAGGCGCCCAUGCCGGACGGCAGCAUGCAGAUGGAGAGCUACGACGGUGUGCUUCGUAUUGUUAAUGUCUCCAGGGAGAUGACGGGCUCGUACCGCUGCCAGACCAGCCAGUAUAACGGGUUCAACGUGAAGCCCCGGGAGGCCGUGGUGGAGCUGAUCGUACAAUACCCUCCGACGGUGGAGCCGGUUUACAUGGAGAUGCGUCAGGGCCUCGGGCGGCCCGUGGUGAUGACCUGCAGGGUGCUGCGGGCCCACCCUUCCCGUGUGCUGCGAUUCGAGUGGCUUCUGUCAAACCGGCUGCUCCACGCUGGAGCCUUUGACGCCCAAAGAGACGAGACGGAGUACACCAUCCGCAGUCUGAAUCGAGACGGGUGGGGGGAGUACACCUGCAAUGUCAUCAACGAGGCGGGAGCCGGAAAAUGCACCUUCCAGGUUACAGGCAAGGCCUACCCUCCAGAGUUCUACUACGAUACCUACAGCCCUCUGUGGCAGAACAGGCCCAGAGUCUACGGCUUCAAGCUCCAGUGGACCCAGAUGAACCCCAACGCUGUGGACCGCAUCGUCGCCUACAGACUCGGCAUCAGACAGAUGGGGUUGCAGCGCUGGUGGGAGCAGGAGAUCCCUGUGGAUGGAACGAUCAACAAAGGAGAGCUCAUGACACACAACCUCACUGAGCUCAUAAAGCCCGAGUCCUACGAGGUGCGCCUCACUCCCAUCACACGUUUCGGAGAGGGCGACUCCACCAUCAGGAUCGUCACGUACAGCGCGCCCAUCAACCCUCACCUGAGAGAGUUCCACUGCAGCUUUGAGGAGGAGCCGAUCUGCAUGUUCACCCAGGACAAGAAUGAUGAUUUUGAUUGGACGCGACACAGUGCCGCUACCCGCGAUACCAAGUACACGCCCAACACCGGACCCAGUGGCGACCGCACUGAUUCUAAGCAGGGUUUCUACAUGUACAUUGAGACGUCAAGACCAAGGAAGGAAGGCGACCAGGCACGGCUCAUAAGUCCGUUUUUCAACGUAGCCCCUAAAAACCCUUACGGUAUCACCAACCCACCGGCCUACUGCUUCGGCUUCUUCUACCACAUGUAUGGAAAACACAUAGGAACGCUAAACGCCCUUCUAAAACAGAAGGGCCAAACGACCUCCGAGGGUCCCGUGUGGUCGCUAAACGGUAACCAAGGUGACCGCUGGAAGCAGGCGAAAGUUAGCAUCCAUCCGACGGCAUCCUUCCAGGUGGUAAUCGAAGGUAUCCGAGGACCGGGCAUCGAGGGAGACAUCGCCAUUGAUGAUGUCACGCUGGAGGAAGGGGAGUGUCGAGACCCUCCGCCCAAUCUCAGCGCUAAGGCUCCGUCCACGUCCUCCCAUAUAUGGCUGCUAUGCAUCACCUUGGUGAUGACCCUCCUGGAAGGUCAGAGGUGA